Lindgomyces ingoldianus is the source of this 2082-nucleotide messenger RNA. Its product is annotated as MFS general substrate transporter. Lineage: Eukaryota; Fungi; Ascomycota; Dothideomycetes; Pleosporales; Lindgomycetaceae. Gene Ontology annotation, molecular function: transmembrane transporter activity. The record is from RefSeq and is a predicted model, not a curated record. The transcript is spliced from 3 exons. Gene Ontology annotation, biological process: transmembrane transport. Bases 78 to 1967 code for a protein of 629 amino acids.
CAGCACCUUCACCCAACCACACGUCAUUUGUGCCGUUUCUUUUUUUUGGCAUUCUCACAUGGUAGCCUCUGCCGUCCAUGAAUCCCUCUGAGCAGCAGCGAACAUCCGUACCAUCGGAUCUGGAAAAAGAGAAGGAACUCGACAUGCCGAAUGUGUCCUCGAGAGCCUCGAGCCAGUCGCGAAUAGAUGGGAGGACCCCUGAGUCUCACCGGCCUCUUGCCACAAAGGAGGCGCAGGAGUUGGCAGGAGAAACUCCUGCGGGCUUCGAGGCAUCGGGAGAGCAGAAGCCGCACAGGAGCAAGCUCAAGAUUGCUCUCAUAAUGCUCUCCCUAGGCAUUUCUGUGCUCCUUGUCGCCAUCGAUAUAACCAUCGUGACCACCGCUCUCCCUACGAUUUCUGAGCACUUUCAUUCUGCAGCUGGUUACACCUGGAUUGGCUCAGCCUAUCUUAUUGCGAAUGCUGCAGCGACGCCAAUAUGGGGCAAAGUCUCAGAUAUCUUCGGUCGCAAGCCUAUUCUACUUGUGACGAAUGUCAUCUUCUUCAUUGGAUCCCUGCUGGCAGCCGUAUCCGUAAACAUAAAUAUGCUGAUCACCGCAAGAGUAGUUCAAGGAAUAGGUGGAGGGGGGUUGAUAGUGCUUGUCAACAUUGCGAUAUCGGAUCUUUUUGCGAUGCGCGAACGUGGGGCAUAUUUUGGGAUAAUAGGAGGAGUUUGGGCACUUGCAUCUAGCUUGGGACCAGUGGUAGGAGGUGCAUUUACGCAGAAUGUCUCGUGGAGAUGGUGUUUUUACAUCAAUUUACCAUUAGACGGUCUAGCCUUCUUCAUCAUCCUCUUCAUACUCGAUCUCCACACCCCAAAGACGCCGUUGCGCAAAGGACUAAAAGCCGUGGAUUGGCUCGGCGCAUUCACAAUGGUUGUGGGCACAACCAUGCUCCUUCUUGGCCUGGAAUUCGGUGGAGUCUCAUUUCCCUGGAAAUCUGCAACUGUCAUUUGUUUAAUUGUCUUCGGGGUCAUUACGAUAGGGUUUUUCUUCGUCGUUGAGUACCGGCUUGCGCCAUACCCAUUGAUGCCCCUCGAUCUCUUCUCAAAACGUUCGAAUCUUGCCGCCCUCGGAGUGUGUUUUUUCCACGCCUUCGUUUUCAUAUCGGGAUCAUAUUUUCUCCCGCUUUAUUUCCAGGCGGUUCUCGGUGCGACUCCAAUUCUAUCGGGGGUCUACCUCCUCCCAACGGCGCUGUCGCUCUCAUUCCUUUCCGCUUUUACAGGGAUUUUCAUCCGAAAGACUGGCCAGUAUCUUCCACCUAUAUGGGCGGGUAUGACCUUCAUGACCAUAGGCUUUGGACUCUUCAUCAACCUUGGUCCUAGUUCCCCCUGGGCAAAAAUCAUUUUAUACCAAAUCGUGGCCGGCGUUGGAGUUGGCCCUAAUUUCCAGUCUCCACUUAUAGCGUUGCAAUCGCUAGUCCCGAAACGCGACAUCGCCACCGCAACCGCCACCUUCGGCUUUAUCCGAAACCUUGGCUCCGCAAUCUCCAUCGUUGUCGGUUCCGUUGUCUUCCAAAACCAAAUGAUUUCAAAGCAAGCCAUGCUUCGAGCCUCACUCGGACCUCAGACGGCAUCCGCGUUUGGUGGCGGCUCUGCGGGCGCCAAUGUCAGGAUCAUUGCCUCACUGCCUGACAGCCAGAAAGCUGUUGCGAGGAAAGCGUUUGCGGAUAGUCUGUCGACUAUGUGGAUUCUGUAUGUUGUGUUUGCUGCGGUGGGGUUGGGGGUGUCCUUUUUGAUUACGAAGAAUGUAUUGCAGAAACAACAUGAAGAGACGAAGACUGGGUUGGAAGAAGAGAAGAAGAAGAAGCUGGAACGCGAGCAGGAGAAGGCGGAGAAGAGACGGAGUAAAUUGGCGAGUAGGGGUGAGCUGACAAUUGAUACUGAGGCGGGAACAGCAGACGCGGCGAAGGAGAAGGAUGUGAGAGUGUGAGGAUAAUCACAAAUAGCUGUUAUGGGGAAGGAACUACAUCCGUAAUGUACGACGUAUAGUGUAACAUAACAUAUAUAGACAACGUCCCAAAAUAAUGUAGAAUACAAGAUCAAAA